Messenger RNA from Lactuca virosa, 357 nucleotides. Lineage: Eukaryota; Viridiplantae; Streptophyta; Magnoliopsida; Asterales; Asteraceae. The record is from the annotation of a GenBank genome assembly.
AUGGAUCUAAAUCAGAAGCGAACCAAAACGGUUGACCGAGUCGAUCCGGUUGAUCCUGCUGAGGUGUCGCCGGAAUCAACUCCGGUGUAUCCGUUUCCUGACGAGGUUCUAGAACCGAUGCUCUCGCAGAUAAACUCUCACAAGGACCGCAGUUCCGUGUCUCUAGUAUGUAAAAACUGGUACAACAUUGAGCGGUGGAGUAGACGUCAUGUGUUUAUCGGAAAUUGCUACUCGGUGUCGCCAAGGAUUGUAGCCGGGAGGUUUCCUCAUAUUCGGAGCAUGAACUUGAAGGGGAAACCGAGGUUUUCAGAUUUCAAUUUAGUACCGGAGGAUUGGGGAGCUGAUGUUCAUCCAUGA